Messenger RNA from Neurospora tetrasperma FGSC 2508, 1248 nucleotides. RefSeq lists its product as uncharacterized. The record is from RefSeq and is a predicted model, not a curated record. The coding region runs from base 1 to 1248 and encodes 415 amino acids. NCBI's taxonomy places the organism in Eukaryota, Fungi, Ascomycota, Sordariomycetes, Sordariales, Sordariaceae. The transcript has 7 exons.
AUGGGUACUAUUGAGCCACAAAAUUACCCUGGUGUGUUGACGGUCCAGCCCUUGCUCAUGACCACCAGACUCUCCCGUUCGUUUCACUCAGACAGAAGUGAUUCCUUAUUGGAAUCUACCCCGCUCAUCUUCUCGUUCCCAUCAGUUACGAGACCGGAGGUCAGUAGUCUGGCUUCCUCGGUCACCGCGACUCCUCGUGAGCAGCCCGAUGCGGGUGCCGACGUCCGGGGAAUGAUGCUUCCGCUCGCGCGGACGCGGCUGGCGAAGAAGCUGACUCACUACAUCCGCUCCAUUGCCCCCGCCUACGGGAUCCCCGUUGUCCACCCUUGCAAGAUCGGACUAACGGCUGUAACGCUGGUGCCGAGAAUGCCAUCGCCAACAUGGACGGCCAGGAGCCAACGACGUGCCAUGGCUCCAAAGGGAACUCAACAUCCAAACCGCCUUCUCCGACUCCGGGGUGUCGAACUCCAAACCCAAAGCUUCGCCGGCCACCUAACCGCAACGAGUCCAGUCCCCGCGGACGAGAUCUCGCUGCAGUUGCCUCGGCCAUAUCCCCGGCGGCUUAUCUCUUUCCCUGAUGACGACUCUUUCGCCAUGAAAGCAAUCUUUUACGCUCUCGCUUUCCCCGGCCAGUUCAUGAGCACACCCAACAGCGCUCUCGUCGGCCGCCUGACCAUAAUGCUUAUUCAAAUACCCCCAUCCGUUACUCCGGAUCUAUGGAAGGCAGGCUCGGCAGACUCUUCAGUGUUACCCAGGCCACCAGUGCACCUUCCAAACGCCACCACAUUGCGCGCCUGGGGUAGGAGUUGCCGCUCCAACAACUAUGGCAGUAAAAUGACCUCGUUCCCGCAGAACCCGUUGAGGACACCGCGACCCUCAAACCCAGUCACCUACCGGCUACGGCUCCCAGAUGGCUUACAUUUGGAGACCUUCGGCCCUGACCCGAGCCCCAAAGAAGCUGGAAUUGCCGACUCGGGCGAUGGACGAAACAGCUUCCUGUUGCUAGGGGUUUGGGACACCGCCGUCAUGCUUCCGCAACGGCUUGCUGGCGGCUCUGCGCAGCCGCAAGCUCAACUCCCAGACCAUCGGUGGACGGGUGUUGUGGUCACCGCUAGCCACAGCCCCGCCAUUGGCAAUGGUGCCAAGAUCGUCGAGAGACCUCAGGGGCGAGAUGCUCGAGGAGGAGGGCAGGCGAGGAGGGUGGAAGUAGGGGGCUCGAGAGUGAAGGAAUGCGGAAUUAGGGAAUAA